Coturnix japonica (Japanese quail) is the source of this 946-nucleotide messenger RNA. RefSeq names its product PAXX non-homologous end joining factor (gene PAXX). The record is from RefSeq and is a predicted model, not a curated record. Gene Ontology annotation, biological process: double-strand break repair via nonhomologous end joining. NCBI's taxonomy places the organism in Eukaryota, Metazoa, Chordata, Aves, Galliformes, Phasianidae. Gene Ontology annotation, molecular function: molecular adaptor activity. Gene Ontology annotation, cellular component: nucleus; nonhomologous end joining complex; site of double-strand break.
CCCGCACCGCCCCUUCCGGCGCUGCCAUGGCGGAGCCGUCGGGGCCGCUCGGGGUGCUGCGGGACGGCGCGGACCGAUACAUCUGUUACUGCCGUCCCGCGCCCGACCCCGGUUCUGCCGCCACCGUCUACGUGACCGACGCGCUGGAGGUUUGGGCCGGGCGGCUCGGCGGGGAUCCGGCGGAGGACGGCGUCGCGGAGCUCAGGGCAGCGCUGUGCCGCGGGGCCGCCUCGCUGGGGCUGCGGGACGGUGCGGCCGCGCUGCGGCUGCGGGAGGGGAACGAGGCGCUGCUGCUUCCCCGGCUGCCCGCUGCCGAGGCGCGGGCGCAGCUCCGGGCGCUGCUGUUCGCCAUGGCCGCCCGCGUCCUGGACCUGGAGGAGCGUCUGGAAGUGCUGGGCGCGCUGAGCUACAGCCCUGAGAAGAGAAUCCCCCAAAGCCAGAAGCCCGUCCUGCCAGAUCCCAGCCCCAGAAAGAACAGGGCUGCUGGCUCCGCUUUGCCAGCAAAGAGGAAGAUCCCGGGAGAGUCCCUCAUUAACCCUGGCUUCAAAAGCAAGUCUACUCCAUCUGGAGUGGACUUUGAAGACUCGUGACUUGUGUUGUUCCACCUUUUCAACAGUAGCCGUGAGGUCUGCCUGCACCGUGCUGCUCUGCAGGUGUGAUGCAUGCAGGGCUGGGAGCUGUGUGGGGCAGGCAGGACCUGCAGGCAGCGCCAGGCAGACUCGAUGGGCAGCAGCUCCUUGGCUGUGCUGGGCACAGCUCUGGGGCAGGUGAGCCAGCGGUGACAAGGUGGUGGCUUUUUGUCUUGCAGCUUUUCCCUGCUGACAGGUGCCACUCCUGUACCCCACUUGCUAUGAGUUGCUGGGGUUUUUUAAAGAGCGUUGAGAGAUAAUUUAUAAAGGUUGUCUGUGCUUGUCUUAUUGCCAGUAAAGAUGGUACCCAGCCAGCA